AUGGCACCCAAUGCUCAACAGCGCCGUCUUCAGAUUCAUUUGAAUCACUUGAUGGCUUCAACCACUCAUCAUCAAGAAAUGCUCCAUGAUCAAACUCUCGGUAUUCUGGAGAGAAAUGAUACCAGCGCUGCUACACCACUCAUGUUGGAACAUAACUACACGAGAGCAAGACAAUACGGCUCUAACGGAGUUGAUGUUGAGACUUUAAAGGCUUUCUUGGAUGGUAAAUAUGCUGAUACCAAGGAACGAGUGAGACAAACAUUGGCCAAAGGAACAUUCCCUCACUUCUUUGAUUAUGACACUUUGCAUUAUCAAGAAGCUCGUAGAGUGUUGAUGGGAUGGGCAAAAACCUUUGCCGAUGAACUUCCAUUUGAUUUGUUAAAUACACUCAGAAAUGAUUAUGGAAGAUUUGUGGCAUGGUUUGAAGCAUUUGGUCAUUUCAAUACUUCACUUUGUGUCAAGAUGGCUGUUCAAUAUUCAUUGUUUUGUGGUACAUUGGCAAACUUGGGUACUGAUAGACAUCAUGAAUUUGUUAAAUUGGGUCAACGACUUCAAGUAUUAGGUUGUUUCGGAAUGACAGAAAAAGGACACGGAUCCAAUGUCAGAGGUAUUGAAACAACUGCUACCUAUGAUCCAAAGACUCAAGAAUUUAUUGUCAAUACACCAAAUCCAAAAGCAAUGAAGACAUGGAUCGGAGGUGGACAAUUUUGUCACUACUCUGUAGUUUUUGCUCAACUCAUUUUGAAUGGAGAAAGAAAGGGAGUUCACGUUUUCUUGGUUCCAAUGCGUGACAGAAACACACAAAAGUUAUUGCCUGGAGUUUACGUUGAAGAUGUUGAGUACAAGUUGGGAUUGAACGGAAUUGACAAUUAUUCCUUCGGAUUUAAUAACGUUCGUAUUCCUCGUACAAAUCUCCUCAACAGAUUUAGUGAUGUGGCUCCUGAUGGUAAAUAUAUCUGCAAAUUCAAGACAGAAUCACAACAUUUUGGUGCAACUGUUGGAGAAUUGAGUGGAGGUAGAGUUGUCAUUGCAGGACUUGGCUCUGCUUGUAUUAAAUCAUGCCUUGCUAUUGCCGUAAGAUAUGGAUUUGCAAGAAAGCAAUUCGGUCCACCAGGAAAGGGUGAAAUUUCAAUUAUGGAAUAUCCAUCUCACUACACUAGAUUAAUGCCUUUGGUUGCUAAAACCUAUGCAUUGUCAUCGGCAUUGUCCCAUGUUCGUGAACAAUAUCAUCACAAGCACAAGAAUGCAGAAGCUAAUGCUCUUGGUCACUGCUUGACAUCGGCCAUCAAGGUUGCAAGUAGCUUCCAUACUCUCAACACUGCUGAUAUUUGUAGACAAGCUUGUGGAGGCGCUGGUUUCCGUGCUCCAAACCUUAUUUCUGGAUUUUUAAGAGAUACUCACGUCUUUGUCACAUUUGAAGGAGACAAUCAAGUAUUGCUCCAACAAGUUGCCAAGUAUCUUAUUGCUCAAUAUGCUCAAGCUGUGAAACAAGGAUGUUUCUGUGGCACUAUUCUUGAAUAUUACAAAGAUGGAAAGGUAGAGUUUAAUGGAGAGCAAGAUUUGACAUGUCCAAAAUAUCAACUCUACUUGUUCAGAACUAGAGAAAUUAAGAUGGUGGAGGAAUUGAUCAAGAGAUUGAGAGAUAGAGAAGGAAGGGGUGAAGACGAAUGGGAAGCUUGGAAGAAUGAAAUUGUUUUUGCUAACGAACUUGGUUUGGCAUUUGCUGAUAGAAUGAUUCACGAACAAUUCUUGAAGGCCUCCAACUUGUGCAGUUUCUCAAUUUCUAACACGCUCACUCUUUUAUGCAAGUUGAACGGAUUGACACAAAUUCAAAAAGCAUUGGGCUGGUUAGUCAGCAAUGGAGUUUUGUGUCCAAACUUGGGCAAGAAGGUUGACUCACUUGUGGUCUCUUACUCUAAAGAGGUCAGCAAGAUUGCUUUGGAGUUGAUUGAUGCAUUUGCUAUCCCAAGCCAAGUGCUUCCACCAAAGUGGGAUCUUAGCGAUUACACAGUCACUGAAAAUUAA
Molecule: messenger RNA, 2025 nt
Organism: Naegleria lovaniensis
Lineage: Eukaryota; Heterolobosea; Eutetramitea; Acrasida; Naegleriidae
Exons: 2
Coding region: 1-2025 (674 amino acids)
Biological process (GO): lipid homeostasis; fatty acid beta-oxidation using acyl-CoA oxidase
Cellular component (GO): peroxisome
Molecular function (GO): acyl-CoA oxidase activity; fatty acid binding; FAD binding
Source: RefSeq, a predicted model, not a curated record